AUGUCUUCUAAUGUGUGUGAUCUAAUUAAUGCGGCUGAUAUUUAUGUUGUUGAUGAUCCGAACAACUCGGAAAAACAUAAAUAUAUGGGUAUGUUUAAUUCGUAUUGCCCUGAUAAUAACUGUGAUACUGAUGAAAAAAAAGUUAUUUCUACUUUUAUAACAUUACUAAAAAUUUUUGAGGAUACUGAUAAUGAGGAAAAUUUAGAAGGUGAUAAAAUUGUUGAAUAUGCUAUUUUAUGGUUAAGUUAUAAACUAAAUCAAAAAAAAGAAAAUAGAAGCACCAAAUUAUACGAUUUUUAUAAUAAUAAUAUAAAAACAAAUAGUCAAUAUGAGAAGAAUAUAUCUACUGAUAGUAAUAUUAAGAUUAAUAUGGGUUUUAUAGAUACAAAAAUAGAAUCGAUGAAUAUGGAUAUUAAAGAUAUAUCUAAUUUUUAUGAUGCAUUUAAAUCAUUAUGUAACAUGUAUAGUGAAAUUGGUGUAGAAGACUACGAAUUCAAUAAAUGUUUAGAAAAUGCUAGAGAAUUGUUUGAAAAAUAUGAAAAACUUAAAAAUGCUUUAGAUAUUAAUAAAGAAAGUUCUUAUUAUCAACUAUUGUCUAGUUUAUCGAAUGAUUAUAAAAAUUUUGAACAAUUAUAUAAUAUGGCAUGUGAUAAUUCAUCACCACUUGUAGCUUGUCCACGAAGUUCAGUAACAAAAAAUACACUAAUUACAAUUGGAAUUAUAUUUGUUGCAGCAUCAAUUUUAUUGGGAGUUUCUUAUAAGUAUUCGUUAUUUGGAUUUCGGAAACGAUCUCAAAAACAACAUUUAAGAGAAAAACUAAAAAAAUAA
Plasmodium yoelii is the source of this 828-nucleotide messenger RNA. RefSeq lists its product as uncharacterized. The transcript has 3 exons. Lineage: Eukaryota; Apicomplexa; Aconoidasida; Haemosporida; Plasmodiidae. The record is from RefSeq and is a predicted model, not a curated record. Bases 1 to 828 code for a protein of 275 amino acids.